AUGGGACCACGACCGCUGCCCAUGACGACGCCCCAGAUAGAGGCAGCACAGCGGGACCUAUACCUGACCCGCAACGAUGGCACGCGCGAGCUGCUCGUGCCCGACUCGAGCGGCGGCCGAGUUCACAAAGUCAUCAUACGGCCGACUUCGAUCAAUACCUUCAAGACGCAUGCGCCUUACUUUGCCGCGGCCGCUCUACCCGCGCAAGGCAGCAAGCCAAAGUCACCAUCCGCGACGAGAUCAGGCGAUCGUGCGAGCGAAAAGGCUUCCGGUGCAAUGACGCCGGGCGGUACGAAGAUGGCCAGGUCUCCAUCGGGUAAGACGGCUGCCACCGCGACGGUCCAGCCGGUGCGGAAAGUAGGCGUGAACAAGCAAUUCUGGAUGCAACUGCGUGCCAUCUUUCGCAUUCUCAUCCCUCGGUCGACUUCCAAAGAAGUCUUUCUCUUCUCGCUACAUACCUUCUUUCUGCUCUUGAGGACUUACCUCUCUCUGCUCGUUGCCAAGCUAGACGGUAUCAUCGUUCGCGAUCUCGUCUCGGCAGACGCCAAAGGGUUUCUCUGGGGUCUCGUCUACUGGUUUGCUCUGGCUCUACCGAGCACGUAUACAAAUUCGAUGAUCCGCUUCUUGCAAAACAAGCUGUCGAUCUCUUUCCGGACCCGUCUCACCCGCUAUGUCCAUGAUCUCUAUCUGAGCGAUCAGCGCAACUACUACAAGAUCAUCAAUCUCGACAGCCGCGUCGACGCUGCCGAUCAAUUGAUCACUACUGAUCUCGCAAGAUUCUGCGAUAACCUCGCGUCACUCUAUUCGAAUAUCUCCAAGCCGACCCUUGAUCUGAUUCUCUUCAACAUCCAGCUAGGCCGAAGCAUCGGUCGAGCAGGCAGCGCAGGUCUCUUCGUUUCCUACAUCUUCACCGCGUGGAUUUUGCGGAAAGUCACCCCCGCUUUCGGCAAGCUGGCUGCGGUAGAAGCCAAACUCGAGGGUGACUUCCGUGCUGCUCACUCUCGACUGAUCACUAAUGCCGAGGAAAUCGCCUUCUAUAACGGCGCACAUCUAGAGCAAGAUAUCCUCACGCGCGCAUAUCUGAGACUCAUCAAGCACGUCAACUCCAUCUUCAAGAUUCGCAUCGCCUACAGCAUGACGGAAGAUUUUGUUAUCAAAUACCUCUGGUCCGCGGCUGGCUACUGCCUCAUUUCGAUUCCCGUCUUCUUCGGUCCUGGGAAAAAGGGAGCCAGCGAUGACACAAAGGUCUUGCAAGGUGUACAGGUCGCCGAGAAGCCCAAGCGAGAUCCGAACAGUGUCGCUGGCAGGACAGAGAGCUACAUCUCAAAUCGACGGUUGCUGCUAUCGCUGGCAGAUGCCGGCGGUCGUCUGAUGUACUCCUACAAGGAGCUCGCCGAAUUGGCUGGUCAUACUUCACGAGUCUAUUCUCUCAUCAGCACGCUUCAUCAGCUCAAUGGCGACAAGUACCAGUCUGUACCUCGGCCGGCCUCACUCGAUCCGUCCGAGCCAUUCUACGACCUAGGCAGCAUCAAUGGCAAGCUCGUCGACGGCGCAGAGGGCGUAGAAUUCAACAAGGUGCCCAUCGUCGCGCCCGCUCCCGGAUUGGAAAGAGGUGGCGAGUUGCUAGUGAGGGAUCUCAAAGUCACUGUUGCGCCGGGCGAGCACAUGCUCAUCACGGGCCCGAACGGUGUUGGCAAGACUGGCGUCGCUCGUGUCCUUGCCGGUUUGUGGCCUACUUUCGAAGGCGUCGUUCGCAGGCCUGCUCGAGGCGAGAUAUUCUACCUGCCGCAACGGCCCUACCUCAGCUUGGGCAGCUUGCGAGAUCAGGUCAUCUAUCCGCAUUCACUGCCAGAGAUGCGAGCAUCGGGCAAGACCGAUGCCGAUCUUCGAGAGAUCCUCAAGCAUGUCCACCUUGCAUAUCUGCCCGAGCGAGAAGGAGGCUUCGAUACGCGCAAAGAGUGGAAGGACGUCCUGUCGGGCGGCGAGAAGCAACGCAUGAACAUUGCACGCUUGUUCUACCAUCUGCCUCGAUUCGGCAUCCUUGACGAAUGCACAAGCGCAGUCAGCACAGACGUCGAAGGUCUCAUGUAUCAGCACGCCAAGGACCUGGGCAUCACGCUCAUCACUAUUUCGCAUCGACCGUCACUGUUCAAGUACCACAGCCAUCUGCUUCGACUCACCGGCGAGAAGGGCACUUGGGAGCUAUCGCAGAUCGGCACAGCGGAAGAAAAGCUCUCGUUCGCAAAGGAGGUAGAACAGAUUGAAGCCAAGCUACAAGACGUCGAAAGCUGGAAGGCCAGAUUAAAGGAGAUCGAAAACGAACUCGCGUUCCAGAAGUCUUGA
Messenger RNA from Mixia osmundae IAM 14324, 2343 nucleotides. RefSeq lists its product as uncharacterized. Gene Ontology annotation, molecular function: long-chain fatty acid transmembrane transporter activity; ATP hydrolysis activity; ABC-type transporter activity. The record is from RefSeq and is a predicted model, not a curated record. Lineage: Eukaryota; Fungi; Basidiomycota; Mixiomycetes; Mixiales; Mixiaceae. Gene Ontology annotation, cellular component: peroxisomal membrane. Gene Ontology annotation, biological process: long-chain fatty acid import into peroxisome; very long-chain fatty acid catabolic process; peroxisome organization. Bases 1 to 2343 code for a protein of 780 amino acids. The transcript has 10 exons.